Messenger RNA from Hypanus sabinus (Atlantic stingray), 1190 nucleotides. It is a transcript of the gene sumf2, whose product is annotated as sulfatase modifying factor 2. Gene Ontology annotation, cellular component: endoplasmic reticulum. The transcript has 9 exons. The record is from RefSeq and is a predicted model, not a curated record. The coding region runs from base 60 to 1001 and encodes 313 amino acids. NCBI's taxonomy places the organism in Eukaryota, Metazoa, Chordata, Chondrichthyes, Myliobatiformes, Dasyatidae.
UCCGCGGCCGCCACGUCAGAGCUCGGCCCCGGCGGCCUAGCCGGGUGUUGACGGGCGCCAUGCGCGGUUUGGGCCUGUUGUUGCUGCUGCUGCUGUGGCCGCCUCCGGGGGUGGCCGGGACCUCGGCAGAUGAAGAUCUUGUCAAUUUGCCUGGUGGAAGGUUUCGCAUGGGCACGAAUGAGGCCGAUGCCAGGGAUGGAGAAGAUCCUGUCAGGGAAGUGGCUGUGAGACCGUUUGCCAUAAGUCAGCAUCCAGUCACUAAUGCAGAAUUUAGAGAAUUUAUCAGAUCACAGAAGUACAAAACAGAAGCAGAGACAUUUGGCUGGAGUUUUGUAUUUGAAGACUUUGUUUCAGAAGAACUGAAAAGCAAAGUAACACAAACAAUCGAGGCUGCUCCUUGGUGGCUACCCAUUGAAAGGGCAUUUUGGAGACAGCCAGCAGGCCCUGGCUCUGGAAUUAAAGAUAAGUUGGAGUACCCAGUGGUGCAGGUGAGUUGGACCGAUGCCACAGUGUAUUGCCAGUGGAAGGGGAUGCGAUUGCCCACAGAAGAAGAGUGGGAGUUUGCUGCUCGGGGAGGUCUGGAAGGUAAAAUAUAUCCAUGGGGAAACAAGUUUCAGCCUAAUCGCACAAAUCUUUGGCAGGGAAAAUUUCCAGAUCAGGACACAGCAGAAGAUGGUUAUCACGGUGCAUCUCCAGUAAAUGCCUUUCCACCACAGAAUCCCUAUGGCCUGUAUGACAUGCUGGGAAAUGUAUGGGAAUGGACUGACUCAGAGUACAUCCGAAAAGGCCAAUCGGUAAAGGUUGGACCUCAGAAGAUGUAUGUUCUGCGUGGAUCCUCGUGGAUUGACAGUGUCGAUGGAUUGGUUAAUCAUAAAGCACGGGUCACGAGCAGAAUGGGAAAUACUGCAGACUCGGCUUCGGAUAAUCUCGGAUUUCGAUGUGCUAAAAGUCUGGCUCCAUCUCAUCAUAAGCAAAAAGAAAAAAAUAAAACUGAACUCUGACAGAAUUGAAAAAGUGCAAAAGUAAUGUGUAUUUUUGUGUAUUUGCAACAAUCUAACCAAGACUGAAAGUGAAAGUUACAGAUGUGGAACGUGAUAAUGCAGUUUUUUUGUAUGUGAUAAAAUUUGGAUAUUUAAAAAAAAAUGGAAAGGGAAAUUAAAUUUUACUUUGCAAAAUAUGGAAAAAUUGUA